Penicillium argentinense is the source of this 621-nucleotide messenger RNA. Its product is annotated as epoxide hydrolase family protein. The transcript has 3 exons. Bases 1 to 621 code for a protein of 206 amino acids. Gene Ontology annotation, molecular function: epoxide hydrolase activity. Gene Ontology annotation, biological process: epoxide metabolic process. The record is from RefSeq and is a predicted model, not a curated record. NCBI's taxonomy places the organism in Eukaryota, Fungi, Ascomycota, Eurotiomycetes, Eurotiales, Aspergillaceae.
AUGGACCUUAAUUUCCUGAAAGCGUUGCGAAGAGAAUGGGUGACUGGUUUCAACUGGGAAACAGAACAAGAUUCGAUGAAUCGGUUCAAUUACUACAAAACUCCGAUUGAAGACCUAAGCAUUCACUUCGUCUUCGAGAAGUCUGCUGCGCCAAACGCCAUACCGCUGCUUCUGGUCAAUGGCUUGCCAGGAUCUUCUCUGGAAUUUGCUCCGAUCAUCAACCAAUUGACCAAAGAAGCGACGGCCUCUUUAGGAAAGUCUGUGUCAUUUGAUGUUAUCAUACCUUCCCUCCCUGGUUUUGCUUUCUCAUCCCCUCCUCCGCUCAAUUGGACGAUUACAGAUACAGCUCGUAUAUUAAACACGAUGAUGGUAGAUAUCCUGGGAUAUGAAAUCUACGCAAUACACGGAAUGGACUGGGGAAGCGCUGUUUCCUAUAAUAUGUACGACAAAUUUAACGAAACCAUCGGUGUGACCCCAGGGGAACUUGCCACUGGGAAUCUCACACUCUCCGAAGCGGAGCAGGUUGAAGAGCAAAAUGUGAUGAACUGGGCUAACACGGGUAACGGAUACUUUAUUGAGCAAACUACGAAGGCAAGCAAGAUCCACAUCGUUGUGAAUUAA